UCAGGGGCCACAGCUGGUGGCCAUAGUAUUUCAUGAACAACCUCUUUAAAUGUUAGUCAUUUACUGAGUGAUCUACAUUUAACCAACACUGCACAAAAUGGGUCAGCGAAGUCUUGGGAGAAUAUUGGAUUGACAUCUGCAGUUUAUCAGAUCGUAGCCUCAUACGGAAUCUGAAUGCAAUUCCUUUUCGCAUGUUAUUGAUUUGGGAUGUGUAGUCAUCUGGUUCAACUUUGGCUAUUUAAGUCUUCGAAACAAAAACUACACAUCCCGUCGGACGUCGCGACUCAUUGCUUCGCGACCACUUUCACACUGGAGUUCUUUCUAAUCAAAAACCCGUCUCAUGAUUUAGUUCAUUAAUAAAUAAUACUUGUUCGCUGUCAUGGCGGAAUCCGCAACCUGUCCUGCUUUCCAGCUGGGUAGACCUCGGUAUGAUCAGAGUUCGUUCUUUGGUCGUCUGAGACACGUGGUGGACAUCAUUGACCCCAGAACUCUCUUUGUGUCUGAGAGACAACUGGGAGAGUGUGUGAAACUGCUCGAUGAUUUCAAACAUGGGACUGUUCCGCCAGGAGUGUCAGAUGUACAGCUAUGGGAAGCACAAAAAAUUAAGCAGGCUAUCAUUCAUCCUGACACAGGAGAGAAGAUCUUCAUGCCAUUCAGAAUGUCAGGAUAUGUCCCAUUUGGAACACCAAUUGUCAUCGGCCUUCUUCUCCCAAAUCAGACUGUGGUGUCCACCAUUAUCUGGCAGUGGCUGAACCAGAGUCACAAUGCCUGUGUCAACUACGCAAAUCGCAAUGCUACCAAGCCGACGCCAACGUCCAAGUUCAUGCAAGGAUACACUGGAGCCGUUACUAGUGCCGUCUCUAUUGCUGUAGGAUUGAAUGUACUCAUUCAGAAAGCCAACAAAUUGAGCCCUGCAACACGAAUGAUCAUUCAAAGACUUGUUCCCUUUCCAGCUGUGGCCAGUGCCAACAUAUGCAACGUGGGUCUCAUGAGACACAAUGAGCUGUCGGAGGGCAUUGAUGUGCUGGACUGCAAUGGAAAUGUGGUGGGCUCCUCCAAGAUCGCCGCCAAGCAUGCAAUCAUGGAGACAGCCUUUACACGAGUGGUGCUUCCUAUGCCAAUCUUUGUCCUCCCCCCAAUCAUUAUGUCCUACCUAGAAAGACUCCCAUUCCUGCAGAGCAAUCGGAGGUUGUUGUUGCCCAUCCAUAGCCUGGUGUGCUUGGCUACCUUCAGCCUCUCCCUGCCCCUGGCCAUCAGCCUCUUCCCCCAGAUGUCCCAGAUUGAGGUGUCUCACCUUGAGCCGGAGAUUGCCAUGGCAACGGAAAGCAAGGUGGUGACCUACAACAAGGGCUUGUGAUGGAUGAUCCCUUGGGGCGGGGUGGGAGACGUCGAGGGAGACACAGCAGAACUGGGAUGCAGAUGAGACCACUCUGUGUACAGUUGUCACGGUCUCUGUGUGGGUCUCCUCCCCCCAGGAAAACUGCCCACGGCACCAAGCACCUUCUGCUGCAUUAAUAUAGCAUGGACUAGAUUAUUAAGCAUUAAGCAAUGGUUUUAAUCAAAUAUAUUACCUACAGUUUAAUGUAAAAAAAGGGAGAAGGAGAAAAACAUAGUAUGUCUAUUGAAGUAAUAUAAUAUAUGACUAGGGAACAUCAUGUGAAGCUGCUUUAUGUACUGUACCACUAGGGGUUUGAAUAAGUGGUGCAAUUAAAUCAAUUCAAGAGACAUUUAGGUAGUCGAUAGUCAUGGGUAUACAGAAGUAUAAGAUAGUAAGGUUUACUGUGAAAUAACUUCUACUAAUUAAUGGUGAUAGCAAAAUGGUAACAGGGUCUCAUCUUAAUAGUCUGAUUUUUAAAGGACCAAUUUGCGCAAUAAAUGUUUUUACACAUUCCGUUUUAAUACAUUCCUUCAGGAUAAUUGCAAUAACAGUACCGGCCGACUGUUGAACUUUUGAAUUACUGACUUUUGUACAGUGAAAUGCUUUGCUACAGUAAUAUUGCUUGAACAUAUUGUACUAACAUUAUAUUAUAUCAUAAUAAAAACUGUUGUGAUUCAUUGAACAUUGUGAAUGGAAUUUCUGCCACUCAAAAUGUAUUGCU
Messenger RNA from Hypomesus transpacificus, 2099 nucleotides. RefSeq names its product sideroflexin 5b (gene sfxn5b). Gene Ontology annotation, cellular component: mitochondrial inner membrane. Bases 380 to 1357 code for a protein of 325 amino acids. NCBI's taxonomy places the organism in Eukaryota, Metazoa, Chordata, Actinopteri, Osmeriformes, Osmeridae. Gene Ontology annotation, molecular function: monoatomic ion transmembrane transporter activity; citrate transmembrane transporter activity. Gene Ontology annotation, biological process: citrate transport; mitochondrial transmembrane transport; monoatomic ion transport. The transcript has 14 exons. The record is from RefSeq and is a predicted model, not a curated record.